Messenger RNA from Pogona vitticeps (central bearded dragon), 1360 nucleotides. Its product is annotated as gilatoxin. Gene Ontology annotation, biological process: proteolysis. Gene Ontology annotation, molecular function: serine-type endopeptidase activity. Lineage: Eukaryota; Metazoa; Chordata; Lepidosauria; Squamata; Agamidae. The record is from RefSeq and is a predicted model, not a curated record. Gene Ontology annotation, cellular component: secretory granule.
AAGAUUCUCUCGGGCAGCACUGUUAAUUGCAGACAGAAUCCUGCACAGGUGUGGGACCCGUUGUGUUAAGAAAAAGAAAAUAGGGUCACUGAGCCUGCCAGCUACCUUGUGUGCUUAAGUAGGUACAGACGCUUUACUAGGCAGAUCUGCCGCUAUGGGGCUCACCAGACUGCGGACAUUUUUCCUGUUGCUGACGCUGUCUUUCGUGUCAGCAGGUCGUAACCGCAUCAUAGGGGGUGAAGUAUGCUCAGAAUCUGAGCAUCCUUGGCUGGUGUUGCUCUAUAACGCCAAUGGGCCCUACUGCUCUGGAAUAUUGCUCAAUAACAACUGGGUGAUCACAGCUGCUCACUGCUAUAUAAGAGGUGAGAUCCAAUUAAGGUUUGGAGUGCACAACAGAGAAAAUCCAAGAGGGGAUGAGCAGUUAAGAGUUGGUGCGGAUAUCGUCUGUUGCCCUGACAAUAACUGCUGUUCGAAUCCCUCCUAUAAAGUCCCUUGUCCCAGAGACUCCGAAUGCACAAAAGCUGAUGACGAUAUCAUGUUGAUCCGGCUGAAUAGCUCUGUUGUUUAUAAUGACUACAUUCGCCCCAUCGCUUUGCCCACUGAGCCUGCCCCUGUGGGAACGACCUGCAAAGUGAUGGGCUGGGGCUCCAUCACGACGCCAGAAGAGACGUACCCCCAUGUUCCAUACUGUGUUGACAUUGAGAUCCUCAACGACGCAGUGUGUGAGGCUGCUUACCCAUGGUGGGAAGGAAGUUGCCACACGUUUUGUGCAGGAGUCCUGGAAGGAGGCAAGGAUUCGUGCCGGGGAGACUCUGGAGGACCUCUUAUCUGUGAUGGCGAACUCCAGGGCAUUGUAUCUUUUGGGGGCUUCCCUUGUGCUGAGCCCCUGGAACCUGGCAUCUAUGCCAAGGUCUUUAGUUAUAAUGCUUGGAUCCAGAAUAUUACUGGAGGAAGCUCUUAAGUAAUAUCACAUUGCUUGCAGGACCAGGGUGCCACCUAUUUGCAAAAGUCUCCUUUUUCUUAUAGCUAUAAAUUUAGACAGAUCUCUUCCUGGGAGCUACCAUCAAACUAAAUGCAAAGUGUAGUUCUGGAUGGCACCAUAUGCCACCUUUAUCUCCUGUUAGGAUAUACCAUAUGUUUACUUACAAGUAAGCCAUGAAUUAAAUUGAAUGAAACACCUGUUCCCUGAUAAAUGAGCACAGGUUUGCGGUCCUACUGUUGCCGGAACAAGAAUUCCCCAGAUACUCUUUUUUUCCCCCUAAGCAUUAUUAUCUUGACUCUCUUGGUUUAUAAGAAUCAUGGUUUUAAUCUGAAUAGCCUUUCUAAAAGCUAAAUAAAGUAAAACAAGGAGACUCUUUAA